AUGUUUAAGAGUGCAGGGGGUUUUAUUGACAAAGCAGCAGCGCGAUGUUUGUCGCAAGGCACCAACGCGUGGACGGCGACCGAUCAUACAAAUUAUACACUCGAAACAGCAGGUUAUGAGGGUCUCUUUACUCUUUUACCCGUUUAUUUGGAGCAUUUAUUUCUUCCUACUUUGAAUGACGAUUCUUUCUUAACAGAAGUUCAUCACUUUAAGGCAGAUGGGACCAGUGCAGGUGUGGUGUACAGUGAGAUGGAGUCAUGCGAACGUACUUGUUCAUCGAAUAUAAACGAAGCUUUUCUAUCUCUUGUUUAUAAUAAAGACAGCGGAUACUGUCAAGAGACAGGAGGAAAGCUGCACUGUCUGAAGGCUACAAAUAAUAAAAGAGUGGGACAGUAUCAUCGAUACUUUUAUAAUUUUCAGAAUGCUGCUAUAACUGUCUCAGGCUUAUUUCCUAUUGAUUUGCUGCUUCAGCAUAUUGCUUCUGCUCUAGAUAAAGUUCAAGCUGCUGCUGCUUCUCCUCCUCCUCCUGCUGCAUCAUCUGCUCUUAGUUCUGCUGCUGCUGCAGCAGAAAUAACAGCAGCAGCAUCAGCAGCAGCAGCAGCAGCACAUUCUUUAGAUCUGUCGACUUUUGAUAUACCUUUCUCUGCUUACGGCUCACCCUGGUCUUCCCCUAUUAACACCGCUCCUCCUAAUAUCAGCAGCAGCAGCAGCAGCAGCAGCAGCAGCAGCAGCAACAGCAGCAGCAGCAGCAGCAAUGUGAAGAUUGUUCGAUACCCUGCUGAUAGUAUGGAUGGCGGUAAUGUAUUAGUCGGUUUUAGAGGUCUUCUGUGGGAGCAGUUUAAAGAGAGAGAAGUAAUUGAGAAGCUUUGUAUAUAUCUAACAGACUCUAGUCAAUCUUUGCUGCAGCAAGCACUUAUUGAGACAGCACAUCCUCUAUGCUCUUCUCUUAAAUGCGGUGGUGAGAAUUUUAAACGCACCUGCUUCUUUUUUGAAGCAGCAGGCGUUGCUCUACCUCAGCAGCUGCAGCAGCAGCAGCAGCAGCAGCAGCAAGAACUGCAGCAAGAGCAGCAGGAGAGGCAGCAAACGGACGCGAAGAAACAGCAGCAGCAACAGCAGCAGCAGCAGCAGCAGCAGCAGCAGCAGCAGGAUGCAGAGGAAGACUUGCUGGAAGCUGCGCAGGAGCAACAGGGUUUAAUUGUCGCAAAUAAAAUAAGAGAAGUAAUAGCAGCAGCAGCAGCAGCACCAGAUAGCUUCGAUCUUAACAGAGUGCAGCAGCUAAUUAAGAAAGACCUGCAGCAAUUUGCAUAUGCUUUAGAGCAUUCACCUCAUUCUACAGUAUUAGAGUUGAUAAUUGAGUAUUUUUUGUAUGGUAGCAGCACGAAAGAUUUGCUGCUGCUGUGUGACCAGUGGUCUAUAGCAGCAGAUUUGCUGCAACUUCCUGCUGCUGCUUGGGUGCAGCAGCUGCAGCAGCACCUUGUUGAUGCUCCUGCUGCUAUAGUUUGCUGCUGGCCUUCACGUCGGUUGCAGCAGCAGUACGCUGCAGCAGAUGCAGCAGCAGCAGCAGCAAUCCAACAGCACGUUGGUAGCAGCAAACUGAAGCUGCUGGAGCAGCAUGUUGCUGCUGUUAAGCAGCAGCAAAGCCUGCCCUUCCCUGAAGCAGCUCUGUCAAGCAUAAACUAUGCGAGUGUAUCGCAUGUGCAGCUUAUUAAAACAAAUGUAGCAGCAAACUUCUCUCUUGCUGCUGAUGCUGAUGCUGCUGCUGCUGCUGAUAAUGAUGCUGAUGAUGAUGGUUCUGCUGCUGCCGCAGGCAAAGCAGCAGGAGACACAGCAGCAGCUGCAGCAGCAGCAGCAGCAGCAGCAGCAGCAGCAAGAUCGCUCGAAGGCUGCAAUGGUUUGCUGCUGAUUCUUAAUGACAUUCCUUCUGAGUUUGUGUCUCUUCAUUUAAUUAUUAGGAUUCCUAAGGAUUGGACUGAGCAGCAGAAGCAGCAAAUGCUGCUGAUGCUGCUGCUGCUGAGAGAGAGCGAUGUUCAAGUGUCUGCGCAGCAAGCUAAACUUCUCAAUAUAGAUGAAGAGACUAUUCAAAAAGGAAUUGCUGCUGCUGCUGCUGCUGCAGCAGAAGAAGAGCAACAACAACCAGCAGCAGCACCAACACCGGCUGCAGGGGCAGCAGCAGCAGGAGACUCAGCAGCAGUGCGGCUGCCUCACUCUGUUGUGUCUAAGUUGCUGCUGCAGUAUACAACGCAUAACAACGUAGGAGUAGGGUUCAGCAGCAGCAGCAGCUGGAAUCUACAUCUCGGGGGUUUAUAUAAUAUUGUGUCUCUUCAUUUUACUGCUCCUAUUAGCUUUUAUAAAGAGGUGCUGCUGCUGCUGCAUAUAUUCAUGUAUAAGGUUUGUUUCUCAGAUGACAGGCUGUCUGUACAGCUCAAAAAACAAAAGAAACAGCUACAAAAAUUAAAGCAUAAACCCUACUUCUUGCUGCAGCAGCUAGAGAUGUCUCUUUGGUUUCGGAGCAGCAGCACAUGCCGCAUUGCAGGCUGGGGAAGCAGCAGCAACAGCACUGCAGCAGCAACAGCAGCAGUAGCAGCAGCAGCAGCAGCAAAGGAGAAUAACGAAAAGUUUGAGCCUGCAGUUAAACCUAUUGCUGAGGUGUAUAGGCAGCUCUUCAACCAUCAACGCAUGCUGCUGCAUGUUGGUGCUGCAGCAGCAAAGCUGCCACAGACCUGGAAGGAAGAUAUACAAAGUUGUUUAUUUAUUGAUAAGCAACAGCAGCAGCAGCAGCAGCAGCAGCAGCAGCAGCAGCAGCAGCAGCAGCAAACUCUUAAUACCCUCCUGGAUAUAGGUCUCUCAGCAGAAGACAAGGUAAAUGCAGCAAACAGCAGCAGCAGCAGCAGCAGCAGCUGCAGCAAGAACGGCAAGGCCCUUCCUGCUGCUGAUGCAGGUGCUGCUCCAGCCACACCAGCAGCAGCAACAGCAACAGCAGCAGCAGCAGCAGCAGCAGCAGCAGAUGCACGUGUUGUUGUGGGCUUAAGCAGCAGCACUGCUUCUUAUUUAAGAGCAGCUGUUGAGGCUCCAGCUGGAUAUAACAAAACAAAUAAAAUUUUCUCGUCUCUUCUCAUUGUAUGUGAAUGCUUUUCAAUGAUGGAAGGGUUGUUGUUUCGAGUUGUACGAGGAGGAGGGCUUGCAUAUGGCUGCGAUUUGUCUUAUAAUGCUGAUGCGGGUUUACUAACGCUGAGGAUCUCUCCUGCUACAGACCCCGUCGGGGCAUUGGAGGCGUCUUUAAAUGCAUUUCGGCCUUUUGCUUCUGGGGAGGCCAAACUAACAGAAGACGAAAUUAAAGCUGCAAAAUGUUCUCUUAUAUGCGCACUCGUCGGGGGAUAG
This is a messenger RNA of Eimeria acervulina, 3378 nucleotides long. RefSeq names its product M16 family peptidase, putative. NCBI's taxonomy places the organism in Eukaryota, Apicomplexa, Conoidasida, Eucoccidiorida, Eimeriidae. The record is from RefSeq and is a predicted model, not a curated record. Gene Ontology annotation, molecular function: metal ion binding. Bases 1 to 3378 code for a protein of 1125 amino acids. The transcript has 8 exons.